GCGAAUUAUGAUGAUAAUAAUUUAAUUUCCUAUUUUCUCACAGUGAAGAAGAAAUUCAACAGGAAAAAUGUCUACUCCAAUGGCAGAAAUUUCAAGCUGUUUUCUCAAAAUCUCCAAUUAGGCCGACCUGAAACAUCAACUCGCCGGCGGAUGACCCGAUUCUGAUAGCCGUACAACCGCCGGACAAAAUGAUAGGAAUGGAAUCAUCCCCAGCCCAUCUCCCGCCGCAAAAUUUGUAUAAAAAAGCUCAAGGUUUCUCGAUCACCCGCAGCAUCUUUUUCCGCAUCUCCAAAUCCCACGGCGGCGGCGGCGGCGGCAGCAAGUUCAAGCAUCACCAGCUGCGCUGCUUCACAUUGUCGCCUGAGCAUUCGUUUUCCGUGGAUAAUUCUCGGAAGAGAUGUCAGAAACCCAAUUCCUUCUCAGCUUUCGUCUGCCGUUCCUCAUUGGCUUCACCGCAGAGUAACCAGGAAGAGGCUCAAAGAAAAGUUCCUGAUGUUAAAACGCUAGUGAGUAGAUUCUGGAAAGUGGCUGCUCCGUAUUGGUUCUCCGACGAUAAGGUGGAGGCCAGGUGGCGGCUGGCUACUGUUUUCGCCCUCACUUUGGGGACAACUGGAAUUAGCGUCGGCUUCAAUUUUCUCGGCCGUGACUUUUAUAAUGCUCUAGCCAAUAAGGAUCAAGAGCAGUUCACUAAGCAACUGAUGUACUACCUAGCAAGUUUCGCUGGUGGAAUUCCGGUUUUUGUUUUGCGAGAUUAUGCGAAAGAUACUCUUUCUUUAAGAUGGAGGUCUUGGAUGACAAGUUAUUACAUGGAUCGGUAUCUGAAGAAUCGAACAUUUUACAAAAUACAAUCUCAAUCAAUUAUUGAUAACCCUGAUCAGCGGAUUGUUGAUGAUUUAAGUGCUUUCACCGGCACAGCUCUUGCAUUUUCCUUGACAUUCUUCAAUGCGACUGUGGACUUGAUAUCUUUUAGUAACAUUUUAUAUGGUAUUUAUCCACCGCUUUUUCUCAUACUUCUCGGUUACUCACUUGGCGGAACAGCUAUCAGUGUCUUCCUCGGGAGGGGAUUGGUGACUCUAAACUUCUUGCAAGAGAAAAAAGAAGCAGAUUUUCGUUAUGGACUUGUGCGCGUUAGAGAAAAUGCUGAAUCCAUUGCGUUUUACAAUGGGGAGGAAAAUGAGAUGCAACUACUGGUGCAACGGUUCAGAAGCGCAUUUGAUAAUCUUAGUAAAUUGUUGAUAUCUUCCAGAAAUCUGGAGUUCUUUACCAGUGGCUACCGAUACCUGAUCCAGAUUCUUCCUGCAGCAGUUGUUGCACCUAUGUUCUUCGCUGGAAAAAUUGAAUUUGGAGUCAUAAAUCAGUCUGUGUCUGCUUUUAAUCACAUACUUGGAGAUUUUUCCCUCAUUGUUUACCAAUUUCAGGCUAUCAGUGCCUUUUCUGCUGUCAUAGAUCGACUAGGUGAGUUUGAUGAUCUCUUAACUAGUAGCGAAAACAGAACCGACACUGAGGCAAUGGAAGAAAUUGUUCGUAAUGUUUGUGAUAUAAACAGUUCUAGUGCAUCUAACGGAUCCGUGGCAGUCAACCGAGGUUCAAAAUUACUAAUGAUUGAACAUUUGACUCUGAUGACUCCAAGUAAAGCAACUCUUAUUAGAGACUUGUCGUUGGAAAUCAGCGAGAAGGAACAUCUGCUGAUUACUGGACCGAGUGGAAGCGGUAAAACUUCAUUACUGAGAGCUGUAGCUGGUCUGUGGAGCUUUGGAAAGGGAACUGUGAGAUUCCACGACACAAACGCAGUGGAUACUUCGUCGUGCCUUUCUGCAGAUGCUGCUUCUUCGGAGGCAACUGUGGUUAACGAAGGCAACCAUGGUUACGACAAACACAAUGAUAGAAAUUCGAGAGCUGCUUUUUUCCUUCCUCAAAAACCGUACAUGGUACUGGGAACACUUCGUCAGCAACUGCUCUAUCCUACUUGGAGUGUAGAUCCAGCACCCACGUCAGAUGGUGAUUCAUCAACUGAUUCAUUACCUUUCUUGAUGCGAACCAAAGACAUGGAUGCAUAUCCUCCAAAGCCAACAGCCAAGGAUUUAAUCAAAGUUCUAGAAGAUGUUCGACUUGGCAAUAUAUUAUCAAGAUUCGAUCUGGAUUGCACAUAUGAAUGGUCGAGUGUCCUCUCCAUCGGUGAGCAGCAACGUCUAGCAUUUGCACGCUUGUUGCUAUCAAAACCGAACUUGGUUCUUUUGGAUGAAUCAACUAGUGCUUUAGAUGAAGCCAAUGAGGCACAUUUAUAUCAGCUAAUAGAAGCAGCUGGGAUUACAUUCAUAAGCAUUGCCCACAGAACAACUCUCUACAAAUAUCAUAAAAACGCGUUACACAUCACUCCAUUGGAACCAACAAACGAGCUUCCCAAUUGGCGUUUCGAACCCAUCAGUAAAGAUUCUGCCUACAAUUUAUCAAACCAGUAAAUACAAACUUAAUUAAAAGCCGAGGUAAUUAUAUUACUCAAUCUCCGAAUUUUAUACCUUUUCCACUCUUGAACUGAAUAUAUUUAUAUAUAUAAAUGUAUGUGAUGUGUGAUGUAUGGAUAAACGUGUAUUCGAUAAAUUUGUGUUGAAUUUGUUAAAGAAUAGAAGUUUCUGCAAUUGAUUGAGUUAUAGGAUCUGUCAAAAAAUAUAAUUAAUUAAUUAAUUAAUUAAUGAAGUUACACU
Erythranthe guttata (spotted monkey flower) is the source of this 2702-nucleotide messenger RNA. It is a transcript of the gene ABCD2, whose product is annotated as ABC transporter family protein. Gene Ontology annotation, biological process: transmembrane transport. Lineage: Eukaryota; Viridiplantae; Streptophyta; Magnoliopsida; Lamiales; Phrymaceae. Gene Ontology annotation, molecular function: ATP binding; ATP hydrolysis activity; ABC-type transporter activity. Gene Ontology annotation, cellular component: membrane. The record is from RefSeq and is a predicted model, not a curated record.